UGUAGAUUGAUUUUGUUGUGAGAAACUGAGCAAAGCAUUCAAUAAAUUUACUAAAAAAAAGGGCUAUUUUGUUGAUUCAAUAUAUAUAUAUAUAUAGCAUAUAGUAUAUAUAUAUAUAUACAAUAAUGGGUUCACGAUCGCGCAGUCCCUCGGUGAAACGCCGUCAUCACAAAAGCAAACACAAGAAACGCAGUAAAAGUAAGUCACACAACCGCGACAGGGAUCGGGACCACGAGCACGAGCGCAGCAGCUGCACACGCAGCAGUCGCACGGAUAGAGACAAAUCAACAGAGAUUAACCAACACGGCCGGCGAGAGCGCGAUAGACACCGCAGCGACAGGCACACGCACACGCACCUGCACACACACACAGAGCGAGACUAUCACCGGCACUCGCACUCUAAGUCCCGCAAACGCUCCACCUCAUCAAGUAGUGAUAGCCAACAGUACUCGGAUCAUGAGACGCAACGCAGCCGACACAAGCGCAGCCGCUUUAAGAAACUGGAUGAACAAAAUUUACUGCAGGUGGAACGACUGGCCGAAAUGGAACGGCAGCGGCGGCAAAAAGAAGCCGAGCAGAAAACAAUCGAAGAGCAGGCGGCCAAACGCAUCGAAAUGCUAGUUAAGAAGCGUGUCGAGGAGGAGCUCGAAAAGCGACGCGAUGAAAUCGAACAGGAGGUGAACCGACGUGUCGACACUGCCAAAGCGGAAAUGGAACGUGAUAUGAUGCUAGAGCUGGAGAGGCGGCGCGAACAGAUACGCGAAGAAGAACUCCGUCGCGAGGAGGAGGAAAAGCAAAAACGCGAAGAGCUCGAAGAAAUAUUGGCCGAAAAUAAUCGCAAAAUCGAAGAGGCGCAAAGAAAAUUGGCCGAAGAACGUUUAGCUAUCAUUGAGGAACAGCGUCUGAUGGAUGAGGAGCGUCAACGUAUGCGCAAAGAGCAAGAGAAACGCGUCAAGGAAGAGCAAAAGGUCAUAUUGGGCAAAAAUAAUUCAAGACCAAAGCUAUCGUUUUCCCUGAAGCCGGGCGCGUUAUGAGGUGUCCUUCAGCACACAGUGGGCGUUCCCUUUGUCCUUUUUUGUUUUACUUUUUUUUGGUUUUAUUUUUUUUCUUAAACCACGUUUUGUCGCCUUGCUUGCGAUUAAAAGCAGUCGAACGGGUUUCAUUGUUGUAAUUAUAUUUUAUUUGUUUUUGAAAAGCGUUUGAUUGUUUUGAAUGCAAGCAAGGUGUUAUUAGGUUGACCCAUGUUUUUAACAUACUACAUACACAUGCAGACAUCCAGACAGGCAAACAUAAAUUUAUAAACUAGUUUUGUUUAUUGAAUGAAAAACAAAUGGCCAACUUCUUCGAUUUAAAUAUUAUAUAGCUCUUUAUAGAACAAUAUGCUAGCAACUUACUUAAAUCUUUUAUACAUACGAUACAUAUGUGAGUCGAAUGAAUAUGUGUAGUGCGUCAUAUUGUUGCAAAAGGCUAAAAUAUAUAUAUAUAAAAGGCUAUAAAAUAUGCAAAACAUCAACAAGAUAUCGCGAAAAAUGUACUCCCAAACCUUUGCUACAAGAAACAUUAAACAAAAUUGAUAAUAAAGCGUUUCGUAUACAAAA
Messenger RNA from Drosophila virilis, 1598 nucleotides. RefSeq names its product Arginine and glutamate rich 1 (gene Arglu1). Gene Ontology annotation, cellular component: mitochondrion; nucleoplasm. The record is from RefSeq and is a predicted model, not a curated record. Gene Ontology annotation, molecular function: cadherin binding. NCBI's taxonomy places the organism in Eukaryota, Metazoa, Arthropoda, Insecta, Diptera, Drosophilidae.